This is a messenger RNA of Scheffersomyces coipomensis, 1905 nucleotides long. RefSeq lists its product as uncharacterized. The transcript has a single exon. Lineage: Eukaryota; Fungi; Ascomycota; Pichiomycetes; Serinales; Debaryomycetaceae. The coding region runs from base 1 to 1905 and encodes 634 amino acids. The record is from RefSeq and is a predicted model, not a curated record.
AUGACUAAGGGGAAGGAAAGGAAGAAUAGUAACGCUGAAGGUAUGUAUCGUGUGAUUGAUGAAAGUGAGAGUAAUACCAACAAGAUGGAAUAUACUGACAAUAAUCUAGCGUUCUUUCCAACCGUUUUACCUGAUUUAUUCACUGUUUAUGAACAGGCAGAUAAGGACCAUAGAAUACUAAAGACCAAUGUCAUUCCUAGUGAUUUCCAUGAAAAGGAUUCCGAAUUGAUCCUUUCUUCGUAUAUAGCGUAUCUUAAGAAGAAAUCUGGUAGUGGUAAAACCACCAGUAUAUGGGAUAAAUAUGAAAAUAAUGAAUAUGAGAAAUCUCCUUAUAAAUUAUAUCAUGAUAUUAAAAUAGCAUCUUCAAUUGAGAUUUCAAAGUAUGCUGUGGGUUCUAAAGAGUAUAAUGAUGUUGAUUUCUUUUAUAAGUUUUCUACUGAGUUAUUAUUACGUGAAUUAAGUAGAUUUCAUUUCAUAUUACAUGAUCAUCCUCAUCAUGAAACUGAGUCUGAAUUAGAAACUCAAUUAAAUGAAGAUUUCGAUAAGAUAUCAACUACUUAUAACUUAACCAAUGGUGAAGUCAUCGCUUAUAUAUCCACUACCGAAGAACCAGAACCUCAACAAUCAUCCUCAUUUGGUCCUUAUUAUAAUCAACAUCAUCAAAAUCAACCUCCAGCCAAACAAACUAUUCAACCAUUAUUUUCAUCUUUAAUUGGAAGAUCAGAAUUAGAUACUAAUUUAUUAGUGGUUCCAGAUCAAUAUUCUGUAUCAAAAAUCAUUCCCGCUAAUAAAGAUUCUACCAGAAAUAUAUCAACUUUUGAUAGUUUAUCCCCUGUCAAUAAUAAAAUCCCAACUCCAUUAGAACAAACAUCUCAUGAAAUCCUUAGUGAUUUCUUUCAUCCAAUGUGGUAUACUUUACCCGUUCCUACAUGGAUUAAUUAUUCUACUCAUAUUGCUAAACCACCUAAUCUGUUAUUUAAACAACAAGUAUCGAAUACUAAAGAACCAUCGGCAUCAAAUCAAUCUAGUAAUGCUAAUGAAAAACCAACUUUAACUUUACUUCAAAAUAGGGGAGUUGAUUCUGAACCAUUGACUACUACUGUGACUUAUGUUCCAAGUUCAGGUGAUAGUUUUAAAAGUUUUGGACCUCAGAUUGAUCUGAAAGAUUCGAUUAUAUCGGAAGAGUUUAAAGGUAGAAUUUGGUUGAAUCAUAUUGGAUUUGAUGAGAUUAAAAAGAUUAAAUUGAAUUAUUUGAAAUCAAAAUUGAUUCCUGAAGAAGCUGAGAAAUUGGAAAAGAAAGAAGAAGUGAAGGAAGUGGAGAAAGGUGAAAAGGAUAACGCUGAUGAAGAAAAUAAAGAUGAAAAACCACUUAAUGGUGUUGAAGAUAAAGAGGGAGAAGAACCAACCACUGAACCAAUCGAUAUAGAUAAAUUAGGUGGUAAAGAAAUCAAUAUUGCUAAUCUUGUACAAUGGGAUCCCGAAAGACAAGCUGAAUUCGAAUCAAUCAAACAAUCGAAAUCCGACUUGGUUAAAUCUCCCAAAGCCCUUCAAAAAUUAAUUUCCGCUAAUUUAUUAAAAUUAAAUAAAUUAAGACAAGAAAGAUAUUUUUCAAGUGAUCCUAGAAAUAUCUUACCUCCCACCAAUGAAGAAAUUAGACUUUAUAAUAAAAUUACCAAAUUAAUCAGUUUAGGAAUCCAAGUUUAUAAAAUCAAUCCUCAAGACUUAACUUCAAAAUUACAAUUCAGUGAUAAACUUCCCGUAUUGGUAUCUGAAUAUAAUGGGGUUUUACCAGGUGUACCACCUACAAGACUUGGUGGUAUAAAUAGUUCUAUUAGAGAUCCAUCUACUUCUUCUUCCAGAUUACCUAAUUUGAAACAUAAUACUUACAAAAGAAAGAGGUAUUAG